AUGGGGGACUGGGGAAACAACAACAACAGCAACUGGGGGUCAGGCGGAGGCAACGAUUCUGGAUGGAAUCAGCCCAUCGUCACUUGUGGUGCCUGCAGCCAGGAAGGCAGCCAUGAGGAGGCCAAUUGCCCGAACAAGCAUAUGGAAGCUGGUGAUGGCGGAGUCAAUGACAAGUGCUUCAACUGCGGUGAAACCGGGCAUCGUGUCGCCGACUGCCCUACACCUCGAGACACGGCUUGUCGGUAUUGCAAACAGGAGGGACAUGUCAUUCGGGACUGUCCCGACAAGCCACCUAUGGUUUGUGACAACUGCGGUCAGGAGGGCCACAUGCGUAAAACCUGCGAAAAUGCGCGAGUCAUCAACAGGGACCAUAUCGCAGAUGUCGAGCCUCAGGAGGCGAUUGCCAAGAUGAAGACUGCGUGCUCCGAACGAGAUGUGGACGAUGCCAAGGAAGCUGUUCAGGAGUACGUCAAGGCAGUCGGAGGGGACGUUACCUAUCGUGAGCUGCAGUCCAAGUUCAUUGAAGAAGGUGUCAAUCUCUGGCUCAUUGCUGCAGAGCGCCAGCUCGUCAACGUCUUCACCAACAUGGACUUGCAGGGCAACACUGGCAAAAAGUAUUCCAUCUCGUACCGGUUCUCGGAGAAACCUGAGCGGCCCCGUGAAGCAGAGUCAUUCCCAAAGAGUCGGGAGGAGCUUCUGGAGAGGCUUGACGAUGCUGGGGAGGUGGUCGACAGUGGAUUGCGAAAGUGCACCAACUGCGGCGAACUAGGACACAUCAGCAAGUUUUGCACUCAGGAGAAGGCCGAGAAGAGUACGGCGCCAGUCAUCUCUUGCCACAACUGUGGUGCUGAAGGCCACCGUAUUCGCGAUUGUCCUGAACCACGGGUUGACAAGUUUGCAUGCCGAAACUGCGGAAAAUCCGGACACAGAGCGUCCGAGUGCGAAGAACCGCCCAACCUGGACAAUAUGGAAUGCCGCAAGUGCGGUGAAAAGGGCCACAUGGGUAAAGAUUGUCCACAGGGGGGUGGCCGAGCCUGUCGCAAUUGCGGCCAGGAAGGCCAUAUAGCCAAAGAGUGCGACCAGCCUCAGAACAUGGACAAUGUUACCUGCCGCAACUGCGAGAAGAAUGGCCAUUUCAGCCGUGACUGCCCCGAACCUAAAGAUUGGAGCAAAGUGCAGUGUUCCAACUGUCAAAAGUACGGACACACCAAAGUCCGCUGCAAGGAGCCCCUUGUUGCCGAGGAUGAUGGUGGUUUCCCCGAUGCUACUGAAAAUGCGUCAGCAGCACCUGCUGAUUCCCCAUGGCCAAGUGGCGAUGGAGGCGGCCAAUCCAACGGAUUUACAGUCGAGAAUGGUGGAUGGUAA
Messenger RNA from Pochonia chlamydosporia 170, 1365 nucleotides. RefSeq names its product zinc knuckle transcription factor (CnjB). The transcript is spliced from 8 exons. Gene Ontology annotation, molecular function: single-stranded RNA binding; translation regulator activity; zinc ion binding. NCBI's taxonomy places the organism in Eukaryota, Fungi, Ascomycota, Sordariomycetes, Hypocreales, Clavicipitaceae. The record is from RefSeq and is a predicted model, not a curated record. The coding region runs from base 1 to 1365 and encodes 454 amino acids. Gene Ontology annotation, cellular component: cytoplasm. Gene Ontology annotation, biological process: positive regulation of cytoplasmic translation.